AUGAUUCUCUUUAUUGUAAUAAUUCUGCUUCAAUUUGGGCUUCGAUUCGUUGACAGCUCAGCAAGCAAUAGCUUAACUGACUGCCAGGCAGUGGCUGCCAAAUUUAAUAAUACCUGUAAUGGAGUAGCUGUUAGCAGUAUUAUCGCUACCACAGGUACCAAUGUAUCAUGUAGCUCAGGUUUCACUAGUACAACGUGUCCUGGUACAAUGGACAGUAGUACAUGUAAGUUUCAACAUAAACUGUGUGUCACUUGCUCAAGUACUACAACUAUUCGUAUUCGUGUUCAAUCAAAUGGAUUGCCACGUUUUUGUCCUAAUACACCUGCGCCUAUAAAAGAACAGAACAUUGAUUUUGAGGUGAAUUUUAAUCCUAAUGUAAAUGUCAAUUCUUUUGUACACAAUCCAAGCACUUCAUCACAAUUAAACUCAAUCGUUUGCAACAUCAGUAAUCAAGCAUCUGUACCAUCCGCAUCCAAUUAUGUAUCUUUUAGUAAUUCUGGUUCUUUUAAUACACUUGCUGGUGUUAGUGUUGAUGGUGUGUCAAUUUUAAAUGUAAAUAGUGCUAAUAAUGUUGAUCCAUUUUAUCCAACUGGAGGCUAUACAUCAGAGUCAGUCGAUGCAUGUUUAGGACAUCCGAAUGCAGCAAGUAAUGGUUAUCAUUAUCAUAUGGCAUCGGGUUGUGCAUUGAGUCCUCCUACUGAAACGAUCAAAUCCUGUAAGUCCACUUCUGGUUGUAGUACAAGUAUUGCCAACUACGCGAUAUCAAAAUUUUCGUCAUAUCGUACUUUAACUGUAAUUGGAAUAGCCAAAGAUGGACAUGUUAUCUAUGGACCUUACGAUUCAACAGGCGCUGAAAUAACAAAAGGUUUCGAUAUAUGCAACGGUAUGUUUUAUGAUUCUAUUGGAAAUUAUGCCUAUUUUGCUACACGAACAUUUCCAUAUAUAACGGGUUGUUUUGGUCCCGGUAAUUAUCCAAGUUUUCUUCCAAGUUGUACAACAAAUAAACCGACGGCAUAUACAAAAUCAGCUUAUGCCGGCUAA
Rotaria sp. Silwood2 is the source of this 1041-nucleotide messenger RNA. NCBI's taxonomy places the organism in Eukaryota, Metazoa, Rotifera, Eurotatoria, Philodinida, Philodinidae. The record is from the annotation of a GenBank genome assembly.